Messenger RNA from Dendronephthya gigantea, 1541 nucleotides. Its product is annotated as aminopeptidase S-like. The transcript has 7 exons. The coding region runs from base 137 to 1318 and encodes 393 amino acids. Gene Ontology annotation, molecular function: metalloexopeptidase activity. NCBI's taxonomy places the organism in Eukaryota, Metazoa, Cnidaria, Anthozoa, Malacalcyonacea, Nephtheidae. Gene Ontology annotation, biological process: proteolysis. The record is from RefSeq and is a predicted model, not a curated record.
UUUCAAUACCUCAAAGUCCUCUCACGCUUCGUUGAAUCUCGGGUAACCGGGCUCAUGUAAACAGCCCUAAAUUAUCUAAUCGAUCUGAAUACGGACGGUGUUUCUUUGUCGUUUUUGGAAGCAUAAUAAAUUUACUAUGUUUACUCGCAUUCUCGUCUUCACUGCCUUCUCCAUGGCGUGUUUGGCGUUGGGCAAUCAUCUUGUGUUGUGCGACAAAUUUCCCGACAUUCAAAGUGAUACCAGCGAAAUCUUAUCAAUGUUGAAAAAUUUCAAAGGAUCUCGUAAUCACGUGACCAGUCCAGAACAGAAGGAAGCUGCACGCGACUACAUCAUGAAAUCUUUCAAGGAUUAUGGAUUACAUGUCUGGAUUGAGAAAGCAAUGAUUGGAAAUACGUUGCAGGCUGAGAAUAUCGUGGGUAUGAUUCGGUCAUACAGAACAGGGACAGCUAAUGAUAAGAUAGUGAUCGUGGGCGCACAUUAUGAUACUGUAGAAAACACAACAGGAGUCGACGAUAAUGGUUCUGGUGUCACUGCACUACUUCAAGUUGCCAAGAAUAUAGGCGAAGCGAAAUGUGAAGUAAACAACACUAUUCUGUUUGUUGCAUUUGAUUUCGAAGAAUGGACAGACGAGUGCAAUAUUUCUUGGCCAAUCGCCUGCGGUAGCAAGGAGUAUGUAAAAAAUAUCAGCAGUUACCUUAAAAAGACAGGAGGAACAAUUGGUGGAGCGAUCAUACUGGAGACAAUGCUCAAUCAUAAUUCUUCAGAAGGUUCACAAAAAUUUCCACCUCAAUUUGAUCAAGUGUUACCCAAGACUUAUGAUGAUGUCAAGAGUGAUUCCUUCCGUGGAAAUUUUCUGGCAGUAAUUGCACGGAAAGAAUCCGAUAGAAAAAUUUUUUCCCUAAUUACGAAGUACUUCUCAAAUGAUUCAAAUUAUCGUGCGCAGUUAAUGGCUAUUCCCAUCCAGGGGCGACCAUCUCUAUCACCGCUCUAUUUUUACUACGAGCAACUGUAUCGCAGUGACCACUACUCAUUUUGGGACACUGACGCAUCGUACAGCGCUUUGAUGUUGGGAGAUACAGCGAACUUCAGAGGUUACAUGAGGCGCUGUUAUCAUAAAGAAUGCGAUGAUCUCAGCCUUGUUAAAGACGAUGACCUUCAGUUCGCACAAAGAUCAAUGAAUGCUGUCUUUAAAACUGUUCUUGAUUUAAGUCAAGCUAGUCAAGAUUCGUGCAAACUUGUUAAAAGCUUUGGAGAACAGAGCGUGUCUAUCAACUUGUUCUUGAUGUUGUUAUCCUUGACUGGGAUUUUCCUAUUCUGACCAUCACGAAAUCGUUAAAAAACGACACUUGCGUAUAUUCAGUACGUUUUCUGUUAAUUGAUUUAUAUGAUUCUACUCGUACUUAUCUCUCAAAUUAAGAAUACCAGAAACCAUUAUAAUAUAGCUUACUCGUAAUAUGUCAUUGUACCUACGCAAUAUGUCAUUGUACCUAAACCGAGGGAAUUUGAUGAAAUUAUAUUUUAAAACUGAGUUACAUAAUAUU